Messenger RNA from Engraulis encrasicolus (European anchovy), 1829 nucleotides. RefSeq names its product basal body-orientation factor 1-like. Lineage: Eukaryota; Metazoa; Chordata; Actinopteri; Clupeiformes; Engraulidae. The transcript has 13 exons. The record is from RefSeq and is a predicted model, not a curated record. Bases 53 to 1618 code for a protein of 521 amino acids.
CUGCGUUGCUGUGGUAACUGAGGUGUAAACAAAAGGUUCCACCAGUCGGACCAUGAUGAAGAAGAAAGGGAAAAAGGGAAAGAAAGCAAAGACGAAGAGUGGCAAGGAUGGGAAGUCAGACGGAAAAGGGGAAAAAGAGUCUGAACUGGAGAGGGCCAGAGCGAAUGCCGCCCUUUGGGAAACCCGGCUGGGCAUCACCGAGAACUCACGGCUGGAGUACCGCGAGGCGGCCCACAGACUUGCCCGCGCCAACGAAGAGCUGACUUGCCAGCAGUAUCGGGCGGAGAAAGAGACGGUGGACAUCAUCGCAUUCUUGAAAAAGAAGGAAUCAGAGAAAGAAGCCAGGAUUUCAGAGCUUGAAGAUGAACUUCAACAGCAGAAAACAAAGGCAGCGGAGGAGAAAGACCAAAUCGUUAAGGAAUACACUGAUGUAAUCAAUGAAAUGGAGGAGAAAUUCAAGAAGAGACUGAGUGAGUUUCGCAUGAUCCAGGGAGAGCUGAAGACCAUCAAGGAGUUUCGCAAGACGAAAAUCGCAAUGGAACAAGAACUUACCAAUAUCAGAGAAAAUAUGACCAUACAAGAGCGGGAACACCAACAGAUGCUAUCGAGAAUGGAGCACAAGUUUUUCACUGAAAAGGUUCGGCUGGAGAAGGAGGCGGAGCAGAGGAUUGCCCAGUUGGCAGAGCGCGCCCACAAUGAAGCUGUCGUACAACUAGAUGAAGCAUCUUGCUCAGUGUUCAAGGAGAACGUGCGUCUGAAUCAGGCUCUGGGCUACCACAUACAGGAGGUGGCCCACCUGAGGGAGAGAGGAGAAACCCUGGAGGAGGAGAACUCUGAACUAUUGCUGCACAAGGACACAAACCAGCUGAUGAUACAGCACAACAUCGGCAGGAUCUCCACCCAGAAGAAGGAGCUGUUUGACCUGCGCUCCAAAGUCAAGGUGCUGGAGCGCGCGCUGCAGGUGAUGACGAGCCAGUUUGAGCGGGAGAAGAUCGCCAUGGAGCAGCGGACGCUGGUCACCUCCCAGAGCAACCUGAGCGAGCUGGAGAAGGCCCAGAAGCUGGUGGGCCACCAGGAGCGGGAGCUGGCGCGCCACAAACGCCUCUCCCAGACCCUCCUGCAGCAGCGCACCGAGCUGGAGCUCUUCUUCCACGGCGCCCUCGAGCAGGUCAAGAAGGAGAUCCUGGCGAACCGCCUCCUCUACAGGCAGGAAGCGCUUGAGGCCUACAAGCGGAGGAUGAGUGAGGCGCGGCUGGGGAAAGAGGAGUAUCCACGCAUACGCACCUUCAGCAGGAAGCCCAACAGCACCAACAGCGUCUUUGCCGACCUGGAGGAGGCCGAGAAGUGGACUAACAUGCCGAGUGAGAAGGUGGACAUCUCUCAGCUGACCUGGGAGCAGAAGGAGAAGGUGCUCAGACUGCUCUUCUCCAGGAUGAACAGCCAGAAACACAGCAAAAUCCACAGCAAGAAGUCAGCCCUAUCCCUGACCGCCUCAAGUGAACAGGAACCACAGAGCAGGGGCUCAGGAGUGACCGAGGAGUUUGUCCAGCACACUUUCAUCACCCAGGCUCCAGUGCCCAACCUCACCGCCACUCAGCCAGAAGUGCCCACUGCCUGAUUGGUGGUGACCCAGGACUCACCAUUCCAGAACCUUCUCAAGUCAACAUUCUACAUUCUACAUCACCAUGGCAGCAUCGUUACACUGGCAAUCACCUGGUUGCUUCCCUUGCAAAUGUGCUUUCAUUAAUGUUUGGAGGAUACUGCUAAAGCUAAAUGAUCUAAAAAGCUCUAUGAACUCAACCAAUCAAAAAAAUAAAUUCUAUCUGUUA